AUGGGCACCCUUCCCGGGGACGUCCAACAGGCCUCAGUCAACCUUCACCCAAGGACAGCCUACGUCACUGUCACGGGCACAGCCCCGGUAGAUCUACCAGACCAGGAGUCCUUGCCAGCUUCAAUCCUUCACAUCUGGAGGGAAUUGGCAGCCAACAUGGACGACAAUUGGGGAUGGGUCCCGGAAUCCAUCUACAUUGAGGGUGACGAACAAGUCCUCCUGGAGGCACUGGAGAAGGGAAAGCUAUGGGUGAUCAGCAAUGGCUCCUUCAAGCAACAAGUGGGCACAGCCGCUGUCCAGCUGCGAACUAGACCGGGAGGGCAUGUCAUCUGGAUCAAGUGCCGUACACCUGGUAAGCGAGAGGAUCAGAGUGCGUACCGGAGUGAACUUAUUGGUCUGUUGGCUUCUUGGCUCCGCCUACGCCUACAGUCCCUUGCCAAGCCAUGA
Cylindrotheca closterium is the source of this 447-nucleotide messenger RNA. The record is from the annotation of a GenBank genome assembly. NCBI's taxonomy places the organism in Eukaryota, Bacillariophyta, Bacillariophyceae, Bacillariales, Bacillariaceae.